GCCAAUUUGCUCUCUUGUCUCUUUCUUUCUGCUCCGAGCAGGAUAAAAUUCGGAGUACUUCACGCAAGGAACGGCGUGGCAACGUAAGAGCUAGCACUUGCAACAGCAACACACACACGCCAUAGACUGACUGAAAGCAGACAGAGAAUAAGUUGGCAGGCGUUCACCGGCUUCGCAGCAGCACACAUUAGUGACGAUGAGUCUCUCCUCGCAGCCGUCGUCGAAGAAGGCCAAGACGGAGGCCACGACACCCAUCCCUGGCGCCUCCACACCGUGGGUGGAGAAGUACCGCCCUCGCACGCUGGACGAAGUGGAGGCGCAGGAUGAGGCCGUGAGUGCCCUUCGUGCGUGCCUCAAGGAGGGAGCCAAUAUGCCGCACUUUCUCUUCCACGGCCCUCCCGGCACCGGCAAGACGACAUCGAUUCUUGCCGUGGCCCAUGAGUUGUUUGGGCCCGACUACAUCCGCAGCCGCGUACGGGAGCUCAACGCCUCGGAUGACCGCGGCAUCAACGUCGUUCGCGAAAAAAUCAAAGUGUUUGCCCAAGGCGCCGUCUCCAGCAGUGGCAGUGGCGUGACGCAAUCGGAUGGCAAGGUAUACCCGGUGCCGAGCUUCAAGCUCAUUAUACUCGAUGAGGCGGACGCGCUGCUGCCGGAUGCGCAGGGUGCCCUGCGCCGCAUGAUGGAGGACUUCAGCGACGUAACGCGGUUCUGCAUUCUGUGCAACUACGUCAGUCGCAUCAUCGACCCAAUCGCGAGCCGAUGCGCGAAGUACCGCUUUAAGCCGUUGGUGAAGAGUGCGCUAUACCACCGUAUUCAGUUCGUGGCACAGUGCGAGGGCAUUCAGCUAUCGGAGGCGUCCCUGCAGGCGCUGGACGGCGUGAGCGGCGGUGACCUGCGCCUCGCCAUUAUGCAUCUGCAGUCAGCGCACAAGGCCAGCGGGAACGAUCUGACAAAGGAAGACUUUGUUUCCGUCUCGGGAAGUGUACCGGCGGAUGUGAUGCAGACGUACCUCAAGGCGCUGCUCUCCCAGCGCUUGGAGCAGGUAAUUCAGGUGACCCGGCAGCUCGUGGCACAGGGCUACGCGGCCGCACAGGUGCUGCAGCAGCUUCAGCGCUUCCUCGUGAGUCCGGAGUGCCCGCUGAACUCGGCACAGCGCGGACGUAUGAUGAUCAAGAUGUGCGAGACAGAACGCCGUUUGGCAGAUGGUGGGGACGACUACCUCCAACUGCUGGACAUUGGUAGCUCCGUGUGCGCCGCAUAG
Molecule: messenger RNA, 1261 nt
Organism: Leptomonas pyrrhocoris
Lineage: Eukaryota; Euglenozoa; Kinetoplastea; Trypanosomatida; Trypanosomatidae
Product: putative replication factor C subunit 2
Exons: 1
Coding region: 197-1261 (354 amino acids)
Biological process (GO): DNA repair; DNA-templated DNA replication
Cellular component (GO): nucleus; DNA replication factor C complex
Molecular function (GO): ATP hydrolysis activity; ATP binding; DNA clamp loader activity
Source: RefSeq, a predicted model, not a curated record